AUGGCAGGCCGGAGGGGAGGUGAGAGAGGCAAGCAACAUGGCAGACCAGAGCCUCGACUACACAGACAUUCUAGAACAUAGCUGUCAACGUUUCCCUUUUUUAAAGGGAAAUUCCCUUAUUCCGAAUAGGAUUCCUCACAAGAAAAGGGAGAAGUUGACAGCUAUGUUCUAGAAUGGGAGUAAUGUUUGUAAUUUACGAUACCCAAAAUUACUUCCAAGGGAUCUCUUUUUGGCCUUGGAAUGGAAGAUACAAAGUGUGUUUCCAGAAUGCGACUUAAUUUGCAAAUGGGUCACAGGCAGCAUUUUUUUUCUUUUCUUAAUGGAUUUCUCCUCAAAAGAAUAAAUCUGGAUUAAAGGGUGAGAAGAUGAUGGGUUGGCAUGUUGAAGCCAACAAUAUUGUGUAAACAGUGCAGCAACAAUCAACAGCAACAUCUUGCAUGGAAGAGGAGCAGCAGUCUCAUAAUAAACAGGCAUCUGGAAACACCUAAAGUUGGCUAGAUUUUUAUUUCUCUCAGGUGCUCAGUAAAUGUUUUCUCAAAAAGGGUUCAGAACAAAAAACCCACAUUUUUUGGUGGGGGGACAUUUACAGUCUAAUUAUAUUUCAAGCUUGCUGCCUUGUGGUAAUUAGCAUAAUGGGAUUUGAGCUAUUAGAGAAGUUUCAGUUAAUAAAUGUCCUCUUGCCCCACCUCCAGUCAAUAUUUAUUACUUUGCAGUUAAAACUCAGAAGAGAUCGGCCGUCCCUGGAGUGACCAUCACACAGUUUGUGGAGGACAUUCCAAAAGGGUGCAGCACACCUGACUUUGAGCGGAAGCCAAUUACCUUAACAUUACAGGAAGGUGAGGCAUCGCCUAAGAACUGAUUAUUACAAUUCUUGAAUAGCUGAGCAAAUUCCUCCUCUUUCAGAGGAAGAGAGGAGAACUAGCCCCGUUGUAUAUCGGGGGGGGGGCUGUGUGGAGAGAGUCUCUUCCUUUAAAUUCCUGGGAUUUUUAUGUGAGCAAAUGCAAAUGAAAGUACAAUGCAAGCAAACUAAACAGUUUGUUGUUGUUUAGUCAUUUAGUCCUGUCCAACUCUUCGUGACGCCAUGGACCAGAGCACACCAGGCACUCCUGUCUUCCACUGCCUCCCGCAGUUUGGUCAAACUCAUGCUGGUAGCUUCGAGAACACUGUCCAACCAUCUCGUCCUCUGUCGUCCCCUUCUCCUUGUGCCCUCAAUCUUUCCCAACAUCAGGGUCUUCCCCAGGGAGUCUUCUCUUCUCAUGAGGUGGCCAAAGUAUUGGAGCCUCAGCUUAAUUACCAACUAUUUUUGGCGUUUCUAAGGCAUCUGCUGGAACACUUUAUUUCUUAUUAGGAGGGAACUAGAAAACACAUGGCAAAUAUUUCAAAGGGGAAUUCCUUUACAUCAUCCGUUUUUAUUGUGGAUUUCCGCUUCCAACUGAAACAUUUCCCUUCUUUUUUCCUCCAAGGUAAAAAUGCCAUUUUCAGAGCUGUGGUCAAGGGUGAACCAAAACCAGAGGUGUUCUGGAAACGCAAUAAUGAGGCAGUGGAUGAUCCUCAGAAAUACCAGAUAUCAUUCAGUCCGGCCACAAAUGAGUUUAUCCUGCAGGUGAGGAUUAACUGCUAUCUAAUGGCUAUGUACACACUAUACAUUUAGACUGCAUCAACAGAAGUAUAGUGUCCAGGUCAAGGGAAGUAAUAGUCCCACUCUAUUCUGCCUUGGUGAGACCUCACCUGGAAUACUGUGUCCAAUUCUGGGCACCACAAUUUAAGAAGGAUGCUGACAAGCUGGAACGUGUGCAGAGAAGGGUGACCAAGAGCCACAAGAGUCUGGAAACCAAGCCUUAUAAGGAACAGCUGAGGAAGUUGGGUAUGUUUAGAGGAGACUGAGAGGAGAUAUGAUAGCCAUCUUCCAAUAACUUAAGGGCUGUCACAUGAAAGAGGGAGCAAGCUUGUUUUCUCCUGUUCUGGAGGGUAGGACUCAAACCAAUGGCUUCGAAUUGCAAGAAAAAUCAGGAAGAACUUUCUGACAGUAAGAGCUGUUUGACAGUGGAAUGGACUCCCAUGAGAGGUAGUGGGCUCUCCUUCUUUGGAGGUUUUUAAGCAGAGGUUGGAUGGCUGUCUCUCAUGGAUGCUUUAGUUGAGAUUCCUGCAUUGCAGGGGGUUGGACUAGAUGACCCUUUGGCCCCAUUCCAACUCUAUGAUUCUAUGAUUUAAAUGAUUUAAAUCAAAGAAUUCUGGGAACUGCAGUUUGUUGAGCAUGCUGGGAAUUUUAGCUCUGCGAUGGGUAAACUGAAGUUCCCAGGAUGCUUUGGUGGAGGGGGGGGAGUCGUGUGCUUUAAUGUAUGGUAUAUACAUAGCUUCCUGUGAAUAUACUGUUUAAACUUUAACGCAGUAAAAUGUCAAGGACUGGUGAAUCUUCUCCCUAAAAAAUGGAGCAUCUUAGAAGAAGAAGAAGAGCCUGCUGGAUCAAACCAAUAGCCCACCUCAUCCAGCAUCCUGUUCUUAUAGUGGCCAACCAGACACCUGUGGGAAACCAGCAAGCAGGACCUGAGCGCACACAACAAUAAUAAAUUUUCUGCACUGAUUUCCAUUUCUCUUUUCUCUUUAAAGGUAAACAAAAUCACUGCGGAUGAUGCUGACUUGUACCGUUGCACCGCUGUGAAUGAGUAUGGGGAAGCCACCUGCACUGCUGGUCUCAAGAUCAUACAGGGUAGGCUAGUCAAGGUAGCAUGCUGCAUUCAGCCUAAACAAUAAUGCUUUGGCACUGAGGACCAACUAUUACUUAAGUUGCAAUCCUAAACAUGCUUACCAGGGGUGAAAGCACUGCUGAGUACAAUGAGACUUACUUCUGAGUAUGUAUGCAUAAAAAGGUAAAAGGACCCCUGACCAUUAGGUCCAGUCGCAGACGACUCUGGGGUUGCGGCGCUCAUCUUGCUUUACUGGCCAAGGGAGCCGGCGUACAGCUUCCGGGUCAUGUGGCCAGCAUGACUAAGCCGCUUCUGGCAAACCAGAGCAGCGCAUGGAAACACCGUUUACCUUUCCGCCGGAGCGGUACCUAUUUAUCUACUUGCCCUUUUGAUGUGCUUUCAGACUGCUAGGUUGGCAGGAGCAGGGACCAAGCAACAGGAGCUCACCCCGUCACGGGGAUUCAAACCGCCGACCUUCUGAUCGGCAAGCCCUAGGCUCUGUGGUAUGCAUAGGAUGGCAUUAUUAAUGCAAAUAAUAAGUAUGGGAGGGACAAUAACUUAGUGGUAGAGCACAUAACUUUGCAUGGAGAAGUUUCCCGGUUCAACCUCUGGCAUCUCUAGUUUAAAGGAUCAGGAAGCAAAUGAUGUGAGUGACCUGAGACCCUGGAGAACUGCUGUCAUUCAGAAAGAAAAAAAAUAUCCAGUAUGAUAUGUAUAAUGCAACUAUAGGUAUUCUUAUUCAUGAAAGGUACCCAUUAAAAUCUACAGGCCAACAAAGGGCUUUCUCUAUGACUGUAAUUGCCAUUAGGCAUUUGAAUGUCAUGUUUUAAUAGAAUAUUUAAAUGAGAAACAUAGAUGAUGCAUUUCCCAGUUUGACUAAUACAAAGCGAACCAUGCUUGUCUCACUGAAUUCGGUAUAAGUAUGGACUGUACACUUAAGCCCUAAGAAUUCUGUGAGGCUUGAGUGUGCUUAACUUCUAAAUUGUAACAACUGUCAAUGCUUAGAGGAGACAUUCCUGCAACUACAUUGCUAAUUAAGGAAUUCUCCUUCCCUCUUGAUUUCUCUCCCUCCUCACCUUUCUUCUCUUGCCGUAACUGAUCAGUUGGCUUCAAGAAGAAAGCGAAGCAGACUUCUUCUGCACCACAGACAGGUAAGCUGCAUUGGUCUGGAGGCUCACAAGCCAAGACUUUGCCACUUGAUAAUACAUCGACCACAUCAACACUCUUAUUAAGUUCUGGGUUAAGGAAGCCCCAUUUUCAUUGCAUGCCAAUUCUUUUUUAAAAAAAAUCUUGCAGACCUGAAAAAGGAGCUCCAGGACUUCAGAAAAACAUUAAAGAAACGGUGAGUGUUUCCAAGAACAGGUUGUUUUAUAAAGUAGGGGGAAGGGGGUCCCUGACUUCCAAAAAAUAUGAUAUGGCUGACAACGUCCCAAUUCCCACUUGCAAAGGGCAUUAUAUAAAUGGUUAUUCUGCAGAAAAUGUUCAUGAACAUCAGUAUAUAAUAAGCAGAUAUCUUGCUUCUGACAGUAAUAGGGAUCAGUCCCCAGUAAAUGUUGCUGUCAGUAUGUAUAAAUGUAAUAAGUGAAUAAUAAAUACUGUGUGUACAGAUAGGCUUAAAACAUCUUCUUGAUAAAUUACUGUUUCAUGAUUCCAAAUGGUGGGAGGGCCAACAUCUCCCCAGGUAAGAUGUUCCAGUGCAGAGGUAUUUUAGCUUGCAGAAAUAAUGUAGUGUACUUAAUAAUGCCACCCGCUGAGUGCAAUUCUGCCAUUAGCUGCAAACAUCCCCAUCAUAAACAGAGGAGGCUAUAUAUGGUGUCAUUAAAGAAAACAAAUGGAGUCCUACUAGUAUGUUCCUAGUGGAUUUGCCUCAGAUUCUGAAGAGGGUUUGGAAUGAAAAGCAACCCCUCCACCCCAAAAAACACCCCACCACAUAUACAUAUUGAGAAAGAUGUCUCCUGCUAUUCACAUAUAAUCAGGGUUUCUCUUCCUGGUACUUAACUCUCUCAGAACGCCUUCAAGUGCUCCAAAGAAGGAAAUUGAUAUGGAACAGAUCUGGCAGUUAUUGCUGAAUGCAGAUAAGAAAGAUUAUGAAAGGAUCUGCCUAAAGUAUGGCAUUGUUGACUUCCGUGGGAUGCUGAGGAAGCUUCAAGAGAUGAAGAAGGAGAGAGAGGACAAGCAGGCACAAGUAAGGCUAUCUCUUUAACGCCAGAAUCUAGGGAGGCAAAUCCUCAUCUUGUUGCAUUUCAUAGAAAGAAGAAGAAGAAGCUGUCUUAUACUGAGUCAGGCCAUUGGUUCACCAGGCUCAGUAUUUUCUACCCUGGCUGCCAGCAGCUCCUCAAGAUUGAAGGCAGGGAUCUCUCACAGUCCUAUCUAGAGAUGCCUGAGGACUGUUGUUGGGAAAUUCUGCCUGCAAAGUAGAUGCUUUACGCUGAAUUAUGACGUUAUCUGUGUCACAAAUUCAGAAUUGAGUAAGUUUUUCUGAAGGUCCCAUGCAGAUUAAAUGAUCCAAUCACAGAUCUCCAGGUGAAAUUUAAAACUUUAUUGCCAAAGCUCUGAGUAUUAUAGUGAACUUGACACAAGGCUUGGGCUUGUUUUCCACAGCACAUUCUCCUUAGAAAGGAGAGCACCCAGAUUUAUCUAAAAAGCAUCGAAACAGUAAUCUUGCUUACUGCUGUUGAAAUAAUUGCCUUGGUUGUCCCCAGAACAGGCAGUACCCCAUUUAAGCAGCGUUAAUAGUCCUUGAAAUCCCCUAUUAUAUCUCGUCUUUGCUCUUUACAGUAUCUGCUCAACCUCAGGAACCUGAGGCAUGUCAGAGUCAAUGAGGUGCAAGGAAAUGCUUCAUUUGACCUAGAGAUGGAACUGAAAAAUCCAGAAAGUAGAAUUUACCUAUACAAGGUAAGGAAGGUUAAGUCAAGUCACGAAGUUGUACCAUAUCAGACAUCUGGGCUGAACUGGAGCUAAGUAGCUCAGGAGAGAAACCGAGAAAUGCAUAGCAGCAUUGCUUGACUCCAUGGUAUACUAUACAUGUUUACAGUGGUACCUCGGGUUAAGUACUUAAUUCGUUCCAGAGGUCCGUACUUAACCUGAAACUGUUCUUAACCUGAAGCACCACUUUAGCUAAUGGGGCCUCCUGCUGCCGCCGUGCCACCGGAGCUCGAUUUCUGUUCUCAUCCUGAAGCAAAGUUCUUAACCUGAAGCACUAUUUCUGGGUUAGCGGAGUCUGUAACCUGAAGCGUAUGUAACCUGAAGCGUAGGUAACCUGAAGCGUAGGUAACCUGAGGUACCACUGGAAACAAAUUUCAGAAGGGAAUGUGUUAAAGUGAAAGCACGGCUUCUACACCUCUUUAGGAGGAGUAACAAUGACACAAUAAUCUUCCAAAAGGAUACUGUAGAGUUGGAAAAGGUUCAGAAAGGGGCAGUCAAAAGGAACAGGGGAUGGAACAACUCUCCUAUGGUGACAGGUAGUGUUUGGGCCUUUUAGUUUAGAGCAAAGUUAAGAGGUGACAUGACAGAAGUUACUCCUGGUAUGUUGAAACUGGAUAGUGAAAAGUUUUUCUCCCCCUCUCAUAAUACCAGUCCUCAUUGGACAUCCAGUGAACUUGAAUAUUGGAAGAUUCAGGACAGAUAAAAGAAAGUACUUUUUCAUGUAGCACAUAGCCACCCAGAGUGGCUGGGGCAACCCAGUCAGAUGGAUGGGGUACAAAUAGUUAAACAAUGAGACUCUCAGUGAUGGCACCCAACUGGGGUGGUUUUAAAAGAGGAUUAGAUAAAUUGAUGGAGGAUCUAUCAAUGGGCUUGCUCUACCUCCAUGGUCAGAGGCAAUAAUAGCAGUUCUCAAAACUCAAUAUUUACGAAUAUUUACAUAUCCGUGUUCAUUUUAAAUCCCUGGUUAGCUUGUUUUUUUGGUGUUUCCCAAUUAUAGAGGCUUCAUGGAAUCUUUGUCACCUGUCAAUUUGUUGCAAAUGGACAUUUGCAAGGAUCAUUUUGCUUGGACUUUGGUUUAUAUCGUUUCCAAGAUGAUUCUGACCUUCCUGUGAAUUUAUUCUCUUUCCUUCCUCCCUUCAGGAUGGCCAGAUGAUCAAUUUUGCAUUUGACAGUGAAAACACAAAGCACUGCCUGCGACAGGUUGGCAAAAAGUACAAUUUUAUCAUCAACGAUCUGCAGCCAGAAGAUGCUGGCGUGUACCAGAUCAAAGUAGAAGAUGUAGAUGUUUUCUCAACUGAGCUGGAAGCAGAAUGUAAGGCUUCGUGACCAUGGGGUUGUGCACAGAACCUAGAGGGGGUGUGCAUUUGUUUCAUAACAUAUGGAAAAAAAUUGAAAUGAAUGGGGGCCACUCAUUUCAUUUGAUAUUACUGGUAAAGAAACAAAUGCCAGAGUUCUGGAUGAAUUCCAAAUGUCAUAUAUUCGUUCAUUGCUCAUUUAUGACUUGUUUGGAACCAUUCAUCUCCUACUAACAGCAGGUAUAGAUCAGAUGAAGAUUACUGGUUGAGCUGCGGUAGUUUUCCUAACUUCCACAUUUCCAAAGGGCUCAUCCAGACUUGCUUUCCCCUGGAAAAACACAUCUUUAUUGCUAAAUUGGAGCAAAUGCCAAUCAUGUUUUCUCCGAUUUAUCGCUAAAGAAUGGACAAGGGCAAAACCGCUCAGACCCAUGCUUAGAAAGUGCAAGAGAAGCAGAAAACCACCCCGACCCAUGGUUUCCGGGCAUGGGAGAAGUAAACGUGAGGAUGAGUUAAUGAUUUGUACAGUGAUACCUUGGUUCCUGAAUGGCUUAGCUGUUGAACAAAUGAGCUCCCAAACACCGCAAACCCAGAAGUAAGUCUUAAAAAGAACACCCAGAAGUAAGUGUUCUGGUUUGCAAACGUUUUUCAGAAGCUGAAUGUCUGAUGUGGCUUCCGAUUAAGUGCAAGAAGCUUCUGCAUCCAAUUGGAAGCCGUGCCUUAGUUUUCAAAUGGUUUUCAAAUGGAGUUUUCAAAUGGUUUUCAAAUGGAGUUUUCAAAUGGUUUUCAAAUGGAGUUGAAUGGACUACCGGAAUGGAUUAAGUUCAAGAACCGAGCUACCACUGUAGUUUGAAAGAGAGAUUAGUUGAUACAUAGUCUGAUCAUGAAACAGGGGCCCUUUUCCCUAUCUGUCUGAAUUGUAGCAGGUCUGAUUCUAAGGUCUGAUUCCUUAGAAAGGGAAUGAAAUCCUUGAUAUUUUCAUACCAACUGGAAAACACAGAGUAACAAGGAGAAGAAGUGCCACUGGAUGUCCCAUAGAAGGCAGGGGGAAACCAAGAACAAAUGAGAAUAAUGACAAUGAAUUAAAUAAUAAUGAAAAUGAAUGUGAAUAUCAAUUAAUGAAUCACUAAAUGAGUGAGGGUUUAAUAACAAAAACAAAAUAACUACUGGGGGGAUUCUUGCACACCCCUAGUCUCAGCUGUAAUUAAAUCUCAAAGUUACAGCUCAAUCCUAUGCAUGGUCUCUCAGAAGCAAGUCCUGUGUUUACCCGCAGGGUUGCAGGAUGCAUAGGAUUGCCACCUGACUAGUGUCAAAAAUUAACAACAAAAAUUAACAAUGAAAACAAAUGUUCAAACUAAGGCCUCAGGGCUUCUUCAUGCGUUAUUCUUUUUAAGGCUGUAACUGUAACCUCAUGCAUCAGUUGUGUCUUUUUGAUGCACAUAGUACAUAAACACACACGCCAGGGAUUUAUACCCAUGUUGGAUCAAAUGUCUCAUAAGAUGUGAAGCAGCUCUCACUUUUGUGACUGAGCUCAGCUUUAAUAGAAAGAUGCUGUGUAGGCUGAGAACUUGAUUAGAAGGCAGAAGGGGCUUGUUUCUAAUUGCAUAAUGGUGCAUAUUUUACCAAACAUGAGGUUUUAAGACCUCAUUUUACCAAAAAACCAAAACAUGAUAGCACCUAGCUACAGUCUAGAUAUGGAGCCCCAGCUGACAUUAGAGCAUCUCACAAGCUUUAAUGUAUAAUCUGAGAGUUAAAAAUUGCUGCAUAAAAUAAGGGCAGAUAAAUUUCUUGGAGGUUUUCACAUGCAGUCCAUAUCAGGCUAUCAGGGUGCUUUGUUGCCAAAUCGGGGCUGGAAGUUCUGUUCAGGUUUUAGCAUUUGUUUGGGUAAUUUUGGAAGGCAGAUACUAAGCCCUCACUCGCUGCUGAAUGGAACUGGGUUUCCCCACGUUCCAUCCAUCUCACUGCUCUUCCAAAGCUGCCCUGCGGUCAGAAUCUGUUGCAUGUCUGUUUAACAUCAAUUUGGUAUUGCAGCCAUCCCAGUAAGUUUUCGCUAUCCUCUUGGUGAGGUGAGAUGCCACGAGCAAGGAAAUGCUGUCUUUCAGUGCACUCUCUAUGAACCCUGCUCCAACGCUACGUGGCUGCACAGAGACCGUAUUCUAGAGUCCAAUGACAAGUAUGAAAUUUCGGUCUCGGAAGAUGGCCUCACUCAUCGCCUAAUCAUCAAAAACACCCAGGCCUCUGACAAGGGGACUUACACCAUUGAUGUUGGAGACCGCUCUUCAAGUGCCUGGCUUGAGGUUGAAUGUGAGUGGUGAUCUAAUCUCGAUUUCUCACACUAUAAUCUAUUGUGAAGUGGGGUGCCCCAUUCCCUCAUAGCAGCACUUCAGGGUUCUACAUCCAAGGACUGAUUAUUAAGCGCCCAAUUAUGGAGUACAGGCUGAUUUAAAUGGGAUAGAUAUUGGAAGAAACCUUAGGGCCUAUUGUCAUUAUUUCUUACACCAGUAACUUUAAAUAGCAAUCCUUUAAUUGUGCUUGUGCUUUCCUGUCUGGCAUGUUUAACAUGUAUUAGAAAUGUCAUUGAUUUAAAGGAAAGGAGUUCUAUAGAAAACUUUGUUAAAUUGUAAAAACACGAACAGUUCAUCUAUACCAGCACACUGUUUCCAACACUAGCAGAAAGAGAUAUAAAGGACCCAUUUUAGUUGCCAUAGCCAAUAUUUGUUGACAGUCCCUAACCUUUAUUCACUUGUCCAUACCAUUGUUAAAGAUAUGAGUCAAUCUAGUGGGCGUGACUUUAAUUUGUGGCCUAUAAUGCCAUUUUGGUUGUUUUUGUUAAUGCCAGUAACUAUUUGGAAAUAAGAGGUGAUUUCCUUCACUAAAAACUAACUAACUAAAUUCAUGUAUAAUAUUGAUCAUGAUGUAGAAUAAAAUGCCACACACACAGUGGGUGGCAUCACAUCUAUUUCCUUAAUAUGGUUCUGAUUAAAACAGAAUUAUUUUGCACUACAUUAGUUCCCCCCUUGUUUUCCCAUUUAUUUCUUGUACAUGGCUGUGAACUAGUUUAAGCUGACUAGCAAUAUGUUUACAAUGCAGCUAAAGGAAAGAGAAAACAGACUGAAGGAGAUAGUGAUGAUAUAACUGGAUGGCGGAAGAAACAGCCAGAUGAAGACCGUGCAAAGAAACUUCGUCAAGGACAAGGCCGUGAUGAGCAGGAUGGCCAGUAUAAGAAUGGCCAAGCUGGCGAAGGAGAAUCUUAUGGUUCCUUAGGAAAAGAUGGAUCUUUGGGAAGAGGAGGAGCCAACAGAGAUGGGAAGAUGGGACAGUUUUCUGGGGUGGGGACAGACAUGGGAGAAGGGCAUGAGUUCUCUGGAUUUGCUGGUGGUAGUAGUGAACAUAUGGGACAUACUGGAUAUGGUGUUAGUGGAGGAAUGGGUGGUUUGGGUGGCAUGGGUUCACUGCAUGGUAAAGAUGCUAUGUUAGGUGGCACAGGAACUGGAUCUGGAGGUGCAGGUGGAUGGCAAACUUCAGAUGGUUCCACAUUUAAUGGAGCAGGUGGGCCAGGAGCUGGGUUUGGUGGUGCUGGUGGAGUAGGUGGACUCUAUGGCAAGGAUGGUAAGGUAGGUGGAGCUGGUGCUGGUGGAGUAGGUGGACUCUACGGCAAGGAUGGGAUGGUAGGUGGAGCUGGUGCUGGUGGAGUAGGUGGACUCUAUGGCAAGGAUGGGAUGCUAGGUGGAGCUGGUGCUGGGGGAGCUGGCAGUGCUGGCAGAGAAGGUGGACUUUAUGGUAAGGAUGGCAUGCUUGGUGGAGGUGGUGGUGCUGGUGGAGCAGGUGGACUCUAUGGCAAGGAUGGGAUGCUAGGUGGAGCUGGAGCUGGGGGAGCUGGUGGUGCUGGUGUAGGUGGACUUUAUGGUAAGGAUGGGAUGCUAGGUGGAGCUGGUGCUGGGGGAGCUGGUGGUGCUGGUGGAGUAGGUGGACUUUAUGGGAAGGAUGGUAUGUUAGGUGGAGCUGGUGGUGCUGGUGGAGCAGGUGGACUCUACGGCAAGGAUGGGAUGCUAGGUGGAGCUGGAGCUGGGGGAGCUGGUGGUGCUGGUGUAGGUGGACUUUAUGGUAAGGAUGGGAUGCUAGGUGGAGCUGGUGCUGGGGGAGCUGGUGGUGCUGGUGGAGUAGGUGGACUUUAUGGGAAGGAUGGUAUGUUAGGUGGAGCUGGUGGUGCUGGUGGAGCAGGUGGACUCUACGGCAAGGAUGGGAUGCUAGGUGGAGCUGGAGCUGGGGGAGCUGGUGGUGCUGGUGUAGGUGGACUUUAUGGUAAGGAUGGGAUGCUAGGUGGAGCUGGUAUUGGCGGACCUGGUGGUACUGGUGGACUUCAUGGCAAGGAUGGGAUGCUAGGUGGAGCUGGGGCUGGUGGAGCUGGUGGUCCUGGUGGAUUUGGGGGACUUUAUGGCCAGGAUGGUAUGUUAGGUGGUGCUGGUGGACCUGGCAGUGCUGGUGGAGUAGGUGGACUUUAUGGUAAGGAUGGUAUGUUAGGUGGAGCUGGUGGUGCUGGUGGAUUUGGGGGACUUUAUGGCAAGGAUGGUAUGUUAGGUGGAGCUGGUGCUGGUGGAGCCGCCGGUGCUGGUGGAGUAGGGGGACUUUAUGGCAAGGAUGGGAUGCUAGGUGGAGCUGGCACUGAGGGUGCUGAUGGAGUGGGUGGACUUUAUGGCAAAGAUGGUUUUCUAGGUGGAGCUGGUGGACUUGAUGGUGCUGGUGGAGUAGGUGGACUUUGUGGCAAAGACGGUCUGCCAAUUGGAGCUGGUCAACUUGGUGGUGCUGGUGGAUUUGGGGGACUUUAUGGCAAGGAUGGUAUGUUAGGUGGAGCUGGUGAUGCUGGUGGUGUAGGAGGACCUUAUGGUAAGGAUGGUAUGCUAGGCGGAGUUGGUGCUGGUGGACCUGGCAUUGGUGAUGGAGUGGGUGGGCCUUAUGGCAAGGAUGGCAAGCUAGGCAGAACUGGACCUGACGGACCUGGUGGUGCUGGUGGAGUAGGUGGACUCUACAGCAAGGAUGGGAUGCUAGGUGGAGCUGGAGCUGGCGGACCUGGUGGUGUUGGUGGAGGAGGUGGAGUAGGUGGUGCUGGUGGAGUAGGUGGACUUUAUGGCAAGGAUGGUAUGUUAGCUGGAGCUGGUGCUGGUGGACCUGGUGGUGCUGGUGGAGUAGGAGGACUUUAUGGGAAGGAUGGAAUGCUAGGUGGAGCUGGUGCUGGCGGGCCUGGUGGUGCUGGCGGAGUAGGUGGUGCUGGUGGAGUAGGUAGUGCUGGUGGAGUAGGAGGACUUUACGGCAAGGAUGGGAUGCUAGGUGGAGUUGGUAUUGGCGGACCUGGUGGUACUGGUGGAGUAGGUGGACUUUAUGGCAAGGAUGGAAUGCUAGGUGGAGCUGGUGCUGGUGGACCUGGUGGUGCUGGUGGAGUAGGUGGACUUUAUGGCAAGGAUGGUGUGUUAGGUGGAGCUGGUGCUGGUGGACCUGGUGGUGCUGGUGGAGUAGGGGGACUUUAUGGUCAGGAUGGUAUGUUAGCAGGAGCUGGAGCUGGAGCUGGUGCUGGCGGACUUGGCGGUGCUGGUGGAGUAGGUGGUGCUGGUGGAGUAGGUGGACUUUAUGGCAAGGAUGGAAUGCUAGGUGGAGCUGGUGCUGGUGGACCUGGUGGUGCUGCUGGAGUAGGGGGACUUUAUGGCAAGGAUGGUGUAUUAGGUGGAGCUGGUGCUGGUGGAGCUGGCGGUGCUGGUGGAGUAAGUGGACUUUAUGGUCAGGAUGGUAUGUUAGCUGGAGCUGGAGCUGGUGCUAGCGGACUUGGUGGUGCUGGUGGAGUAGGUGGUGCUGGUGGAGUAGGGGGACUUUAUGGCAAGGAUGGGAUGCUAGGUGGAGCUGGUGCUGGUGCUGGUGCUUGCGGACCUGGUGGUACUGGUGGAGUAGGUGGACUUUAUGGUAAGGAUGGUGUUUUAGGUGGAGCUGGUGCUGGUGGACCUGGUGGUGCUGCUGGAGUAGGUGGACUUUAUGGCAAGGAUGGUAUGUUAGCUGGAACUGGUGCUGGCGGACCUGGUGGUGCUGGUGGAGCUGGCGGUGCUGGUGGAGUAGGUGGACUCUAUGGCAAGGAUGGGAUGCUAGGUGGAGCUGGUGCUGGGGGAGCUGGCGGUGCUGGGGGAGUAGGUGGACUUUAUGGUCAGGAUGGUGUGUUAGGUGGAGCUGGUGGUGCUGGUGGAGUAGGUGGACUCUAUGGCAAGGAUGGGAUGCUAGGUGGAGCUGGUGCUGGGGGAGCUGGCAGUGCUGGGGGAGUAGGUGGACUUUAUGGUAAGGAUGGUAUGUUAGCUGGAGCUGGAGUAGGUGCUGGCGGACCUGGCGGUGCUGGUGGAGUAGGUGGUGCUGGUGGAGUAGGGGGACUUUAUGGCAAGGAUGGGAUGCUAGGUGGAGCUGGUGCUGGCGGACUUGGUGGUGCUGGUGGAGUAGGUGGAGUAGGUGGUGCUGGUGGAGUAGGUGGACUUUAUGGCAAGGAUGGUAUGUUAGGUGGAGCUGGUGCUGGCGGACCUGGUGGUGUUGGCGGCAUUGGUGGGCUCUAUGGUAAGGAUGGCAUGCCAAGUAGACCAGGCAUUGGCGGACUUGGUGGUGCUGGUGGCACAGACAGUCUGCUUGACAGUACUGGUGUUUCUGGUGCAGAAGGUAUGAGAGGUCAUCAUGGUAAGGAUGGUGUGCUUCCUGGGGUUGGUGGUGUUGGGUUAAGAGGUGUAGGGAGCACCGGUGACCUUUAUGGUCAGGCAGGUACUUUACAUGGAACUGAGGCUGGUGGUGCUGGCACUGGAUUAGGAGGCAUGGGUAGCAUGAUGGAUCGAACUGGAGGAGCUGGCACCAAGUAUGGUGUAUCAGGUGAGGGUUAUGGUGAAGGAGGGAUAGGUAAGGAUGGCAGGGUUAGUGGAACUGGUGCUGGUGGUCUUAGUGGUGAGGGAUGGUUGGAUGGUAGGGAUGGUAGGCUAGGUGGAUUUGGUGUUGGUCCAGGAGUUAGAGGUGCUGAUGGAUCCCUGUAUGAGAAUAUGUCAGGCAUUCCUGGUGAAGAGUUCCUAGGCUAUGGACAGUCUUCUGGCCUUUCUGACGCUGGAACCCAUGCUGGUGACAGAAGAAGACAGCUGUCUGACUUAGAUGCCAGUCAACUUACUUCAUCUGAUAUUUCAAGAACCAGGGACAGGAAAGGGAGAGGAGGAAGUCUUCUUGAAGAGGAUGUGAGAGGUAUUUAUAUAUUUAUGAACAUAGUAAGCCCACAACUUAUGCUCACUGUUUUUUUAACGCGACCACAACCUUAUGCAGGAGAUCAAAAAUAUAUAUGUAAAUUGGAAAAAUGUGGGGGAAAUUCAAAUACGCGUUUAAAAAAAUGUCAGAAAAAAGCAGGGGAGCAGGAAACAAUAGUUGGCAAUCCCAUCAGCCUUUGUACUCACCCUGGGAGAGUGUUCAAGCGUCUUUAGAGAGUUGGAGUCAGAGAACCAGAUAAUGAGAUAGGGCCUAGCAAGGGCACAGAGAGCAAGCAAAGGUGGUCUGAGAGUUAGGGGCAGGUCAUCUGAGAAUUCCUGGCUUUACGUGUUUUUGCAUUUGCAUUCGGUUCCCGGUAACCGAACCCUCAUGUAAGUUGCGGGCUUACUGUAAUUUAUUGUCUCCCUGUUUCAUUUAUUUGUGUUUAUAACAUCUCUCAUGUUUUUAAAGAUGUUUUCUAAAAAUAGUCCCUUCUAUCUCUUUUGUUUGCACAGAAUCACAUCCCCGUUUCAACCAAGGUUUAUUUGACCUCCAUGCACCAAAAGGAAAACCAGCUGUGUUAACUUGCAGCCUCAACAAUGACCAGCUUGAGGGAACUUGGUUUAAAGAUGGGUUCAAGGUAACUUGAAAGCAGUAAACAUCUCAAGAAUGUCUUUUUAGUGUUAUACUCAUCUUUUUCACUUUAAUUUUUUAUCUUGAAAUAAAGCUUCCAUAAUGCAGACAACAAGCAGGAGGAACACAAUGCCUAACUUUGCCUCUUGUUGUUAUCAACCAAAGAUGGGACAUGUCUAAAACCGGUUUAGAGAAAAUAGAUGACUUUUUGACUCUCUCUAUCUGUUUGCUGUAAUGUUCCAUGUAAUUUCUGAGAGAGAAUAUUUCUUUACCUUCUGUCUACCUCCCCACAAGAUAACAGGUCAGGAUGGAAUCUCCAUUGAGAAGGAGGGCCCAGUCCACAAACUAUUAAUAGAUGAAGUACAAGAUAGCCAUGCUGGAAAAUACAAAUUCGAAGCUGGAGGAGUCCGAACAGAGGCAUCUAUUUUUGUUGAAGGCAAGUCUAGUCCAGCCUAGUAGAGAAAAUGGUGCUAAAAUUGCUACUGGUUGAAUUAUGCUCUUAGUAUUAUAUGAUUUUGUGGGACACAUAGUGCUGGAAAGCAUGAUGAAGUCACUGAAUAAUGCACAUAAACCAGAUAUCAUUCUCUCAAAAGCAGAGAGUAGGGAUCACCUGGGAGACAUUUCAUCAUGAGAACCUUGGUCAUUUCAGAACGGCUCUGCCAAACUAAUCUUCCUCCCCAGUUGCUUUGAUUAUGAAUUACCCUUCCUCCUUACUUCCCUACAGUGGCUCUCUAUCACAUCUAGUUCUUACCCUUAAAGUUUUCUCCCAUGACUUUGCCAUCAUUUCUAUGGCACCUCUUCCCAUGCCACCUGCUGUCCAAAUGUUUACUUUCCCUUCCUUUUUUAUUUCUCUUUCCCUCAUUGACCUCUGUCCCUUCUUCCACAUUGUUGUACAGCGCUUGUAGCAGCUCUGUAAUCUUGACUCACUUAGAUACCUUCUGAGAAUUCACAUUUUUAAAACUUAAAAAUAAUCAUCAUACUAGGCUCGUUGCUUGCUAUCAGUGGCGUAGCGUGGGGGGUGCAGGGGGGGCCGGCCGCACCGGCCGCAACAUCUGGGGGGGGCGCGCUCGCACUCGCAGCUCUCUGCCCCUACCUGGCUCACUCACUCUCUCUCACUGCAGUGCUGGCUGUGCGAAUCCGAUCCGAGCUGCUGGGUCGCCGCCCACUGUGGAGGGGUGGGUGCCAGGCGUGCGGUGCGGAGAGAGAGCAAGGGACUAUCUGGGGGAGGGACAGUGCAGCGGCCGCCCAGCGCAGCGCUGAGCGCGGGAGAGAACCACACCAGACCAGCCCAGGCAGCAGCAAGAAGAAGCUGGCAGCGGCGGCAGGUUAGGGGUUAGGGGGCGCAAAUUACUUGCCUUGCCCCGGGUUAGGGGGCGCAAAUUACUUGCCUUGCCCCAGGUUAGGGGGCGCAAAUUACUUGCCUUGCCCCGGGUGCUGACAACCCACGCUACGCCGCUGCUUGCUAUUCCUCUGUUUCUUUACUUCCUACAUUACAGUUGCAGUGCUUCCUGCUACCUUAGCUACCACUUAGCUUCUGACCCUGUUCCCCAUCCCUGGGAUCUAUUACAGUUUGUUUGUAUGUCCUCUGAGUGAAGACUGCAUCACUUGUACUAAGCACACUAUCAGCAGUAAAACAACAUCAGAUACUUGGAUUAGUGACAAAGGACUUUCGUUGUCAGUGGGUUUUCAGUGAGGUGCACUUUGAAAGAGUUUAAGAAUUCUGUGAAUUCUGAGGUUCUGGCAACCAUUGGCAAAAUAUUAGGCGUCACUAUUUCCUGUGGGCUCGUGGGUUAUUUAAAAGAAUAAUAAGCGUAGAGCAUCCAUAUAUUAGGGCUAAUUCAUGUACCUCUUAUUUCUAUGUGCAGACCCUCCAAAUGUUGACUCUGCUCUUCUGGAAAAACUGAAGAAGGAACCUAUAGUAGUAAAGGCAGGAAAGAAUGCCAUAGUGAAGAUCCCAUUUGAAGGCCGGAAGCCAGUCAGAUCAACUUGGCUAAAGGAUGAAGGGGAACUUCUGGAUGAUGCCAGGAUCAGCACUGACUAUUCAGACAACUUCACCCGGCUCUCCAUAUCCAGUGCUAAUCGGAAGGACUGUGGUGAUUAUAAAGUGAAACUGAAGAAUGAGAGUGGAAGCACUGAAGCUACUCUCAAGCUGGUAGUUAUAGGUGAGAGACCCCAAGUAUUUUAGCAAUAAGGCAUAAGACAACUUUAUGGGGGCCUUUAAGGCCUGCAUGUGGUGUCACACAUUUGGAAGCUGAAGCAUAGAGAGCAUAUUUAUUGGUACAUGGUGCCUAUAAGCAGGUAGUUGCAGCGUAGAGCAUGCACCAAUUCUGAUUAAUGUUGAAGACAGGCAGGCAGGCAGACAGACACACACACACACAGAGAGAGAGAGAGAGAGAGAGAGAGAGGUUGUUCAUAGCACAGAAAGUGCUUUUUGAUUAUAAUGCCUGUCUCUAGCAUAUCAGAAAAUAAAGCAUUUUUGCCCCUCCCUGAUUGCUCUCUUGCUUGAUCAUUACUGCUGCCUCCUCCUGUUGGAAAUCACAGUGCUUACUGCAGGAUCGUUAAGAUGGAAGCAGCCCAGCAUCCUCCCAUUCAAGCACCUUGGCUGCAGAGCACUCCAUUUCCCAUGUGAAACCAGAAGCAGUAGCAGCAGUAGUGUGUGGACAGGGACAAGAACGAUAUAUUAACAUUAGUAUGCUACUGAUAAAUAGUCUAAGAAAAAGUGCUGACAGAUCAUUUUUCCAGCACUGGAUAAGAAGAGCCUUGCUGGAUCCGAUUUGUUAUCCCACUUCCCACAGUGGCCAACUAGCUUCAGGUACCUCUGGGAAGCUCAAAAGAUAUCGCAACCAUUCCAAUACCAAGCAGACACAAAAGACCUUUUUCCAUCAGCUCUGUUUUGCUCCUCCAUGCAGAUAAGCCUCAACCACCAAUGGGACCCGUCGAAGUUGUGGACUGCUCCACAAACAGUAUAACUAUCCAGUGGAAGCCCCCCAAAGACGAUGGUGGCAAACCAAUCCAGAGUUAUAUUAUCGAGAGGCAGCAGGUUGGCAGAAAGACCUGGGUGACCUUGGGGAAGAGCGAUGGAAGCAGCACUGUCUUCACCACCAACAAAGUGGAACAUGACAAAAGUUACUACUUCAAAGUGAGAGCAGUGAAUGCCGAAGGUACCAGUGAGGCACUGGAGUCUGAUGAAGUGAUGGCUGCUACCAAAGGUAACAGGGACCCUUCUGCAUGUUUGUUUGUCAGCUUGCCAUGCCAACAUUCAACAUCCCAUCAGACCCCCAAUGAUGUGUAACUAAAUUGCAUGGACGUCUGCUAGUGGUACUUGCUAGCUGAAUUAGAAAUUAUGAUUAGAAAUUAUUCUUGUUUUAACAGGCAGUAUAGAUGUUUAAAUAAUGAGCAACUGCAUUCCCCCCCCCAGCAUUUCCUGGUCCUCCUGCUCCUCCCAAAAUUGUCAGUACCAGCAAGGGUGCCGUCACACUCUCAUGGGCAGCACCACAUAAGACCGGCAACUCCCGCAUCUUGGGCUACAGGAUUGAGAAGUGCAAGAAGGGCAGCAACAGCUGGACACCUGUCACUGAUGUGCCCAUUACAGGUAAGCAGUCAUAGAGCAAAGUGGCUAAAGGGCAUUACAAUAGGAACUGGAAUAUUGAGAUGUAUUCUUAGGUUGCCAAUUUAGCUCUGGUAAAGUAUAAUGACGACUUAUAAAAGUGAUGAAUAAGUAAAAAUGAGUUAUGGAAAAUAUGGCACUGGUCUUCAUGCUUUUAGGAUGAUGCGGUAGAAACUAUUUAAAAAUAUAUUUGCAGGGUUAUAAUAAGCCCUUUUCUGCUGACAAUUUAUGGUGUCUCAAAUAGCUGCUUGGUUUUAUUCUAAUUUUAUGAACUGUUUUGCAUUUUAAAUGUUUUGUUUACUGCCUUGUGAAGGCUUUUAACCUCCUGCCUAAAAUACGUUACUAAAUUAAGUAACCUUGCUCACCGGAUAGUUUUGUUGAUUAGACUUCCCUUCUGAACUUAACCACAAAUGUUCUCAUCAAUCCCUAUACCUAUUUUCUUUUUCUAUAGUAGGGGAAAUAAUUAGGUAAAUUAGUUAGAAGAAUGUACUAUAGGUUAAAGUCUCUUUAUUAUCCUUGCUCUCAGUAAUGCAAACACAAAGCCAAGGUUGACUGACUCCAUAUUGUGGCAUCACCAUGCUCACUAUAUGAUUUCCUGAAUGGAUUUGGGAUCAUUAUUUAUUUUUUAAAAUUUCUAUGUCUCCAUCCAAGGAUCACAGGGCAGUUUACAAUAUAAAAACACAAGAAUGCAUACCAUAGUAACAAACAAAAACAAUCCCACCCUCUCAACACACAGUUAAAAAAAACCCCAUAGAUGACUGUUGUUGGCAGCUUCAUUGUCCCCUAAGUGCAGGACAGCUCAGUCAGUACAUAAUGCGACUUUAUUUCAGGAUUGUGGGUUCGAGCCCCACAUAGGGGGAAAGAUCCCUGCAUCCUAGGCAGUUGGACUAGAUGACCUUUGUAGUUCCUUCCAAUUCUAUGACCUCUCUUCUUUAUCUUAAGUGGGACUUAGAGCAGACAGCCCUUUAAACAGAAGUCUCUUUCUAAUAGAGGACUACAUUCUGUAAAAAAAGAAAAAGAAGAGUGCAUGACAAUGCUCAUUGGGAUAUAGUCAACUUUGUUUUUCUCACACGCUGAAAUUAAUGGCUUGAAGUUAGUCGUGGCCAUUAAUUUCAGUGGGACCACUUUGAGUAGGAAUAACAUUCAGUUUCAUUUUUCUCCUGUAUCUGUUGACUACAAAACUCAAAGCAGGAUAAUUAUUUCUCAUUAUGUUAUUAAAUUCCACAGACAGGAAGUACACAGUGACUGACCUGAAGGAGGGUCUGCUGUAUGAAUUCCGUGUGGCUGCCAUUAAUGCUGCAGGGGCGGGUGACGUUAGUGUGCCGUCGGAAGCUGCUUUUGCUCGGGAUCCCAUGAGUAAGUGAUUCAGUCUAUCCUACUGGGCAUGGCACAGGAAAACCAGAGGUGGGGAAGGUGGGGAGAAAGAGAGAAGUUGCACAAAAUGUUUCAAUGUGUUCAUCCACUCAACAAAUCAUUUGCCGAGUGCCAUCAUUCAUGUUUAAAUUGGGAUAUGGGUUUCAGGCAGCGGUACUCAAUUACCCCACUCAGUAAUGGAAAAUGUCCCCUUUGCUUGAGAAAAGCCCAAAUGACAGCAGUAAUCACUAGCUCCACAUUCACUAGGGAAUGGCCAUGAGUAAAUGCAUGGAGGGUGGACACAACAGGCCAAAUAAUGACAUUUCUAAUUGUUAUUCUAUAAAAACUGUAUGGGUUCCAAUCAGGCAUGGCCAGCAGGGUGAGGUAGUCGCCUGACAGUGAUGUCACUGUUUCUCCCUAUGAUGGGGCCAGGACAGCAACAAUGCAGCCAAGACCUAGCAUUUCUGCUGGUGCACUUGCCCCAAUCUUGCCACCACCCUGCCCCUUCACUGUACUCUCAAGAUAAGCAGCAGUACCGCUGCAGAGAGAACAAGCCACUCUUGAUGCCGGUAUAUAAAUAUAUAUUUGAUACACAAAUUCUACUGUCUGUUACAGAGUGCAUGGUAUAGAAUUUCCAGUGAACUGGGUACAGGGUAGGGAAUGAUUGCCAGAGUUACCAGAAAGAGGGCUGGGAUUUGUCAUGACAUUAUGCUUCUGCACUAACACAUUACAAAAAGUAAGGGAGCAAAGAUAAACCAAGGGAGGCAGAACUGAACAACAAGGAAAAAAUAAACUGAUUGGAAUUUUGAAUCAUCCCCUGUCCAGAACCACCAGGUGCAGUGAGAGAUCUUAAAGUGAUCAGUUCUGACUACUGCAGCAUCUCUUUGUCAUGGACGAAGCCAGAAGCAGAGGAAGAAAGUCAUGCCAAAGGCUACAUUAUAGAGAUGCGGCACACUGACACUCUGAAGUGGACCCAGUGUAAUUCCCUCCCAAUCCCAAUGACUACAUACACAGUUAGAGGGCUAAAAGCCAGGGAGAUGUACUUCCUACGAGUGAGAGCAGUCAAUGAUGGUGGUUUUGGCGAGCCCGUCGAACUGGACACUUGUGUCCAAGCUGUACCUCCCACAGGUGAGUCAUAAUGUGCAGCUUUUGCUUUGGUAAUUGAUGGUAUACAGAGACUAAAAUCUGUGGGACUUCCCCAAGGAGUAGAAGACUAGGAACAGGGAAAAGCAGUAGAGAAUGAACCAUAGGGAAUAGAUGGCAGAUCGAGGAAGAGUUGCAUGGUGAAAUAUUAGGGGGAUGGCCAGGGAAGCGAUGAAAGGUGAUGAAUGGAAUUCAGAAACAAACAAAAAUGAAAGGGUGAGGGGAAGGGGAGAGAAAUACAUAAUUGAAUUGUGCUAUUCACUAUUGUGAUUGCUGGUUGAUUUGUGUUUGUAAUCUCUCAGGGAGUGUGAAUUUGAAGAAAUGACCCUAGCAGCAACUUGAGAGGGUAUACAGUGGUACCUCAGUUUUCGAAUGUCUCGGAAGUCGAACAUUUCGGCUUUUGAAUGCCAAAAACCUAGAAGUAACUGCUUUGGUUUUUGAACCAUUAUCAGAAGCCAAACGUGCCACAUGGCUUCCAUAUUGAGUUUUCUGGAUGUAAAUGCUUCUGGAAAUGCAUGCUUCAGUUUUUGAACAUUUCGGAAGCCGAAUGGUCUUCCAGAAUGGAUUAUGUUCAAAAACCGAGGUACCACUGUACUUUAAACAGAAACCAAAAGCUGUAAUAGGGGUGGGGACAUGCUGAGGAACUGCUGAGAUUAUAAGAAUGAACACGAAGCCCAAAGAAAAAGAAAGCCGACUACCAGAAGAUGUUAUUGCAUCCAACCUGGUGUGGUGAGGACUGGGGAGUGACAGUUCAUAGGGACAUAGGAAGCUACUUUAUACUGUCUCAGACCAUGGAUCUAUCUAGCUCAGUAUUGUCUCCAUUGAUUGGCAGUUUGGGACGGGUUUCUCUCCCUGCACUAUCUGGAGAUGCUGGGGACUGAACCUGGGACCUUCUAUAUGCAAAGCAGAAGCUCUGCUCCUGAACUGCAGCUCUUCCUGCAUUUCAUGAAAAGAGAAACUGAAGGAGACUCCCUGAGAAAGCUUGGAUCGAGCUUCGUGCCUAAGGAGGCCAUUGCAGAUGGCUGAAUCAAAUUGUGGCGAAAAGACACAACCCUCCAAUAAUUGGCAGGCGCAAAAGUGCCAUCUAUUUAGUUGCAGUUCUUCCACAAUAAAUCAUACCUUUAAAGUAACUCAAGAAUCAGUUAUUAAAUCACUUGUAGAAGCUGAUCCUGCUGUCACAGAAACAAAAUUCUCAGGUUGAGUAGGGCUUCUCGAAAGUACUUGCAGUGGAUGGUGUUACUAGGCAUUCAAUAUUUUUGCAAAGUGCCAAACAUAUUUCAUAAUCCAAGGUGAAGUCUUUAACUUAUGUAUUUUUCCCCCAUUUUAGUUCCUCCCAAACUCUUGGUGAAGGACACCACCAAAAGCUUCAUGAUUGUAAAAGCAGGGGAUGCCAUUCGUGUGCGCAUUCCCUUUGAAGUAAGUAUAGCCUUUCUGAGAAGUGCAGCGUUCACAAAAUCCAUUCCCAUGCUUUUUUUUUUUGGUCAAAAACCUAAGAGCACAAGAUGCAUUCUAGAUUUUGCUAAACAAACGUGGACCGUUGUGUGUGUUUGUGUGUCACUUUACAUUCAUCUUUUCAUAAAUAUAUAGCUUACAGAUUCAUUCAAGGGGGUAGUGUUCAAGUUGUAAGAAACAAGAGAUACAGUUUAAUACUGCAUCUUUAUUUUUUAUUUUUUUGUGCCAGAAAUAUGUAAUAUAGCACUGUAUAAUAUAUUCUAUGUCUAUGUGUUGUCCACUGCUUUGAGAUUCUUACUACUGGAUGGACAGUAGCUUCAUUAUGAAAUGAUGAGUUUGUGUAGCCCUCAGAUCUUUGUAUGGCAAAUAAAGUAGUCUCUGGAAAUACAGAAGUUGUCCAUCACUGUCCUAUGUAUACAGUAUUUUGUUACUCAGUGCUUCUUUUUUCAGCUGGAGCACAGUUCCGGCACUUUUCAUUUCCCCCACCCAAGCGCUUCUUUCCUUUACGUACUUCUGAGAAGCCCAAAAUGAAUAUUUCAAGUCAAAACAAAAGCUGAAAAAUAGGGAUAGUGGCUCAGGCUGUUUCUCAUCUAUGUCAUGUUUGCAUGUGUUUGUUCAUAAAUCUGUUUCCUCCCAUUCUCCCAUUGAUUUGUUGUUUUUUUAAUCUACAUGAAAAUUCACACCUUAAAUACAUAUUUAAAUUUGUCUAUUCAAAUGCAUUUUCUAACACAAUACACAUUUCUAGAUGUAUUUUAUCUCAAAAUAUCCAUUUCAAAUGGAUCUUGAUACAUUUUUGAGUCAAAAAGUGCAUUGCAAAAUUCAGUUUAGCACAAAAUCUGAAAAAGAACUAUGUUCUGACCUGCACAUUAGUCCAGAAGGUUUGUGUCUGGCCAGUUUGUACCAGAAUUUACAGAAACUGAAUUCUUCCACAGCCCAGUUAUAAAAGGUUUACUAUCUCUUUUCUAUUCACCAGGCCUCCCCACCUCUUGAAGUGGUUUGGCUAAAGGAUGGUCUUACUCUGCCUGCAAAAGCCACAACAGCUACAAGAGAUGGCCUGAGCCAACUCAUCAUCCCAGGAGCUGACUUUUCUGACAGUGGCCAUUAUAGCAUCACCCUCCAAAAUGAGCGUGGAAAUAAAGAGACUUUCAGCUUCCUAGUCCAAGUUCUAGGUAAAGACCAUGCAAGGCAUUUCCAGCUGCGCAAUCUGCAUUCGAAUUCCCUUUUUUGGAAAAUUUGUUCAAUACCAUACUCUCUAUAAUCCUUCAGCUAGACAGGUGUCUAUUGUCCAUGAGGGGAAAUACAGCCCAUGGGGGCACUGAAUGGUCACAAGUCAGCAUAUUUAGCAAUGCCAAAAAAGGACCAUGGAUCACAUGUCAUAUGAGUCCUUUAUGGGCAACUGUCAGCAAUGGAAUAAGACACCGGCUGCAAGCAUCACAGUCUGUCAGCCCCUCCAUUUACAGUUGACAAAAAUGGCUGUACCAACUGUCAACGGGCAUUUCUGUCUGGGAGACAAAGCGGGUGAAAGCUGGCUUCCUUCCACAAGCAAGCUCCAGGCUAGUGUUGCCUGGCUUUUAUUCCUUUUAAAUGAAAUGCUGAGCCCUCCUUACCUCUGCAGCUCAAGGUGGGCAGUAUAUUAAGACUAACAAUAGCAUUGUGAAAACUUUGAGGUAAUUAUAUGCCUCACUUUUAACAAGGCUGACCAUUAACUAACUAACUAACAACAACAACAAGAUGAUGACAGUAGCUGGUUGUAGCCAAUAGUUUAGGUCAUCUGAAAGUAGUUUGUCAGCUAGACUACAUAGGCUAACUGGCCUGGAAAAAACUAGGGUAGAUUUGGACAGACUUCAGGAUUGCGGAAUCUCCUUUCGGUUUUUUUACUAGAAUCCAAACUAGAGCCUGGUGUAAAAGACAUGCAGUACUUCAAGGAAAGAAUUUUAAGCUCAGGAAUUUGUUUUGAGCACCAGAACUGAAUGGACUUUAUAGUCCAUCUAUACAAAAAUGAGCUCUUGGUUACCCACCUCAGUCCACUUUAUCCAUUUCAGCAGUAUAAUUGCAGCAGAUAUCAAGCCUUAACAUGAGGUUUGCAAUACACAUUUUUCUUCACUUAACUGUAUCAGGGACAGCCAUCAGCAUGAGUGACUAAAUUCUAUGGACAUAAUUUCCUAUUUUCAAUACUCUCGUACCUUAUUAUAUCGCACCAUCUUAAAAUUCUGGCUCUGCCUUCUGAUUUUAUUUAUUUUCACUUUGCAGAUGUCCCAGAAUCUCCUGGUCCUAUACAGCUAAUUGAGAAGGUCCCUGACACGGUGACUCUGAUUUGGGAGCCCUCACCAACAGAGAAGAGAGAGGGCACCCUGAAUUAUAUGGUCAUGAGACGUGACUCCUACAAAGGAUCUUGGCAAUUGGUGUCUGACCUGAUUUACACCAACAAGUGCACUGUCUCAAAUUUUGUUCCAGGCCGGGAAUACUACUUCAGAGUUCAGGCAAAGAAUUGCAUGGGAAUCAGUGAGCCCUCUGAAACAGUGCAGCCCUGGAUCAUUCACAGGGAAAAGGGUAAACAGGCUUUGAAAGUAAAUCAGUACUUGUUGGUUCACUCUCUGUGUAUUCACUGUAUCAUAUAAAUAAAUAAAAUGAUGCUUUGAAGCAUUUGAAGCUUUUUCUAGAAAAAGAGGUGCCAGAACUCACCUUGUUCUCUUAUAAUGGCAAUGGCACUCACCUGAGAGGUGCCAGGAAUUGGUUCCAGUGAGUUUCCGAUGAAAAAAAAAGCCCUGCUUUGAAGGCAGAUGCUCUCAGCUUCAAUCUCUGACAUAUUAGGGCUGGUAAAGACUCUUGCCUGAAACUCUAGAACCCAUUAGCCAGCAUUUUUCACUCCAGAUGUUUCAGACUCUCAGUCCCAUCAGCCCCAUCCAGCAUGUCCAUUGGCCAGGAAUAAUGGCAGUUGUAGACCACAAUAUCUGGAGGGCACCAAGUUGGCUAUUCCUGUCCUAGAGAGCUACUGAAAGGCAAUGGAGACAAUAUGGAACUAGAUGGAACAAUGACCUGUCUCAGUAUUAGGCAGCUUUCUAAGUUGCUAUACACUAAGGCCAAAUGGAAACGUGCAGACCUGAACUGUAGGCAUGGUCAAAUAAUGGCAUCUCCAAGUGUCUGAGGUCAUUUGGGGGAGUUCCUGGUCAUUGUGUUCUGCGUACCAUGCAGAAAGUGUCAACAAACCUAUUGACUUUUUAUUGGUAGAACCUCAGAACUUUGCCAAAGAAACUACUGCAUCCUCACCGUUUUUAGCCAAUAUUGCCAGUUGCAUAUGAGACAUGAAUGUUAAGUAUACUGUGUGAUGGUCAUUCCCUUAACUCUACAUUUUGUGCAUCUUACAGGUAAAUUUGCAGUCAGAAGCCCAAAAUACAAGGGGAUCAACCAAAGUCAGCCUCCAAGAUUCCUUGUCCCAUUGAAACCUCAUGUGGUAACUCUAGGAUUUGACUGUCACAUGAGUUGUGCUGUGACUGGAUAUCCAGUCCCUCAAGUAAUGUGGUAUAAAGAUGGCAAGAAUAUCUCUCAGGAUCCUACCUUCUUCAGCAAAAAUGACUUUGGGGUCUGCUCUCUUGUGAUCCUAGGAGUCACAGCGUCAGAUGGAGGCCAGUAUAAGGUGGUGGCCAUCAAUGAACUAGGCCAAGCAGUCAGCAAAGCUGAAGUCACCAUAAAAGGUAAAGACUAAAGAGUGGGUGGGGUGUGGCAUGGUUAGCCCAUAUCCCAGUCACUCGGUAUACCUCCAUGAAGCAAAUAAGCAUUUAAUGUCUGGCCUUAGGGCAUUUUGCCACCCUAUAUAUUGGUACUGUAUAUGAUUGGUCCAAACUAAAGCCCUUCCCUGAUUUCAGCUAUUAAUUCUAUGGUGGCAAUACUUUUUAAGGUGUGGACAGGGUGUUUAAAAGCACCCUGGUAAAUCCUGACCCAACAACAGGAAACUAUCCAGCUUCAGCAAUUAGUUUUGUUCAAUUGCUGUUCUGUCUCUGCUUGGUUGAUUGCCUCACAGUGAAACUUCCCAUGAGACAAAAGGUCCUUUGAUGACAGCCUGUGACCUUCCCUCAUCAUGAGUCUUUCUGAGAAUUGUGUCACAGUCCUGCAGAAAUUAGAUUUCACCCAAUAAUAGCAGAAGACGGGGAGUGGAUGACAGCUGAGACUAGAACAUAAGUAGGAAAUUGGAAGAUUUUUCAAACCAAGACAUGAAGGUCACAAUGGGCACCAUUCCAAUGAAGCCAUUGUGUGAGCAGAACAACCUCCACUUAGGCAACAGCACUUCCCCUCCCUCUCCUCCCCCAUAUGCCCCCAUUACCCCCUAAAUUUGCUCAAGGGCUACCCCAACUCUCCAAAGCAUUUAAGGUGAGGUUGCAUUCAGGAAGGGGAAGUGACUUCAUUGGAUUCAAUGCAGUGUUUUCUUUCUUAAUUCUGUGCCUUCGUAGUUCCUUUUGACUUCCCCCAAUAAUGCAGACUGUUCUUUUGGUUGCUUACAGCUGCAAAAUACAAGUUAAAUUUCCUGCACCUGCUAGUCCAUAAUGCAUGGAAUAGUCUUUGUAUACUUGUGCCCCUCCCCUACCCCAUACAUACCAAACAUAUUUGCUUGUGUAUGUGUCCUAAUUCCUAGGAUGAUCAGUGUACAUGUCUUAUGUUAAGGCAAUUUAUAGGCUACAUCCUAUUUUUUAAAAAACAAAUCAGUGGACUUUAACUAAUCUAUGCAAUUCUUUUCUGUGCACUUUCCACUUUUAAUCAUAUAAAAUCUAGAAAUGUCAAGUGAUAUGUCUCUUUCUCUCUCCUCUUUUUUCCUGUGGAAGAACCUGCUUUUUAG
Podarcis lilfordi (Lilford's wall lizard) is the source of this 27153-nucleotide messenger RNA. The record is from the annotation of a GenBank genome assembly. NCBI's taxonomy places the organism in Eukaryota, Metazoa, Chordata, Lepidosauria, Squamata, Lacertidae.